CCAGCAUCUUCUAUUUGCAGUGCCAAAAUUGAGAUUGAUUAAUUGGGUUAAAUGAUUUAAAUAAUAUGCCCCACUUUUCUACAACAAUAAGCGUCAUAAAAUCCACAAGUUUUAAAAGAAUACAAGUGUAAACGCUAAGUUUUGUUUACAUGACUGACUUUUUUAUCAUCCAUGGAACACAACAAAAUUAAAAUCACCUGAGACAGGAGAAGCACUGGCAGGCCGAGCGUCGCGCGGUGAAUUUGGAGCGAAACAUUUGGCAAGAUGAGGUCUGGGUUUUUCUUACUCGGCUUGCUUUCUGUCGGAGCGUCAACAAAAGGUUACGGCGGUUAUGGAGGCGUAAAAAGACCACCAGGACAAGGUCAGAGUUGGGAAAAUUCAAGACAAAGUCGAAAUGGGAACAUUUCUCAGAACUCUCAGCAAAAUCGUUUGCAGGAGGUUUUCAGCUGGAAACAGCUGGACUUCAACUACCCCACACAAAGAGCACGAGAUGAAGCGAUCCGAAGUGGCGCAUUUGUGCCUAUGAUUCCAGAGCCCAUUGGCGUUACUGCGGGGUCCAAAAAUCGCGUUUUUAUCUCCAUCCCGCGUUUUAAGAAUGGAGUUCCGGCGACCCUGACAUAUGUGAACUAUCCAUCGCAGUCAUCAUCACCUCUUUUGAACCCUUACCCAAACUGGGAGAUGAACCGCGAGGGAAAUUGCGACGGUAUCACCUCCACGUUUAGAGUCAAGGUGGACGAGUGUGAUCGAUUAUGGGUGCUGGACACGGGCUUGGCAAACUCAUUUAUAGAUCCAAAGCGCAUCUGCCCCCCACAGGUUCUGACCUUUGACCUCAAGACUGACAAAGUCAUCAAUAAAUAUCAACUUCCCAACGUAAUUAUUAUUCAUUUUACUAGAAGUUUUAUGUUGUAUUUCAAUUUGGGACAGGCCGUUUUGAAUAGCGACUCACUGCAUGUGAGUAUUGAAGUGGAAUAUCCACGGGGCACGUGCGGCAAGCCAUCAGACGCGGUUUUAUACAUAGCAGACACGACUAUAUUUUCCAUAAUUGUGGCGGAUUUGUCGACGGGCAAAACAUGGAAGGUAUUAGACAAAACUGUUUACCCAUCGCCUGAGGCUGGAACUUUUAAUAUAGCAGGAGAAUCUUUUGAGUUGAUGGACGGUGUAGUGGGAAUGGCAUUUGGACCAAAGACCGACCCGGGUGGACGGAAGUUGUACUUUUCGGCCAUGAGCAGUUUUCAGCAGCGAUGGGUGCAGACAUCAAUUCUCCGCAAUGAAACCACCGCAACAAAUUCCCCAACAGCUUUUCAAACCGGCGCCCAGCCAAGGCUAGAUCAGAGUGCGGGAUGUGGCAUGGACAACAAUGGAGUGCUCUUUUUUGGUCUGGUCACAACAGAAACAUUGGCUUGUUGGAAUACACGAAACCCCUUUAAAUCAAGAUACAUUGGCAAACUAGCCAGAGAUAAAACCACUCUUCAAUUUCUAACAUCAGUUAGUGUUGAUCAGAGUCAACGGCUCUGGGCCAUCUCGACCAGAUUACAAAAAUUUGUCUUAGAAACGAUGAGCCCGAACGAGGCACCGUUUGCAACAGAGGAUCUCGACCAGGAAAUCAGUUUGUAUUUAAACCAUGACCUGUGGAAGGGCGGUGGCGCUUCCCCGCGUAGUCCAGUCCGCGGCGCUUGUGGGGUGCCGAGUGGAGCCCUGUGGAGCGACCAACGCCGCCCUCUAGACACUCUACAACAGUAGCAAAUAGCGACGGUUCUUUUUGGUAUUCAAUUGAGCAUUGAAAAACUUUUAUCAAAAUUAAUUUAUUGAAAACUUUUGCAUCAAAAUUUCAUGCAUAAAAUUUAAAAUUUAAUAGAAUGGAAUACUGUAAUUUUGAAACAAAUUGUCUCCUUUACUCUGUAUGGGACAAUACACACAGAUGACGUUGAAAUAUAAUUUUUUGUACCAUCUUUGGAUAUAUAUUUCAUUUUCAACAAUAUAUAUAUAAUUUUUUAAAUCUUCCAUUUUCUGC
This is a messenger RNA of Neocloeon triangulifer, 2011 nucleotides long. RefSeq names its product protein yellow-like. Lineage: Eukaryota; Metazoa; Arthropoda; Insecta; Ephemeroptera; Baetidae. The record is from RefSeq and is a predicted model, not a curated record. Gene Ontology annotation, cellular component: extracellular region.